CUCCAUCUUGGACUUCAUUGGUUUUGAGAACUGAAAGUAAAGCCGACGGGUGAUCUUCGCCCAAAUUGCACAGUAACACCGUCAUUAAAACAGGGCAAACCGCACAAUGGAGACGCGUGUGUUUCUUUGGAACUGUUAACGAUCUUUCAGCAGGGACAGCAUGUGGCUUUUAUAAUAAAAUUAUAUUUGUACGCCGUAGUUUUUCGCAAGCGGAACUGACAGAGGUGGCAGAGUGAAGAAUGGAGCUGCGCUCGUACUCAGCUCCAGUGGUGCUGAUUGGUGAUCACUGCCUGCAGUUCUUGCGUGUGAUUGGCUCUGGGGGGUUUGGACAGAUCCACAAAGCCAAGCACACAGACUGGGGGAUGGUGGCUAUCAAACUGCUGCACUUUGAUGAUGGUUCCAGCUCCUCCCUCCUGAAAGAGGCGGAUUUGAUGCGUCAGGGUGGCAGCACCUACGUGCUGCGAGUUUUGGGGGUGUACCAGGGCGUUCCCCCAGGCCGGGGCCCCUCGUCGCAGCUGGGGCUGGUGAUGGAGUUUAUGGAGAGGGGUUCGCUGGCGUCUCUGCAGGAGAGGCUGCGUGGGCCCCCGCCCUGGCCCCUGGCCUUCCGCCUGGCUCACCAGGUCGCUCUGGGCAUGAACUUCCUGCACUGUCUGUCCCCGCAGCUGCUGCACCUUGACCUCAAGCCCAGCAACGUGCUGCUGGACGAUGGCCUGGGCGUUAAGCUCACUGACUUCGGAUUGGCCAAGCUGGUGCACAGCAUGUCCUCAGGGCUCCGACAGGAGGAGGCAGGGGGGACCGUCAGCUACAUGCCCCCUGAGGCCUUCCGGUGCACCUACAAGCCAACUCCUGCAUCUGAUAUAUACAGCUAUGCCAUUCUGCUGUGGUCCAUCAUCACUGGGGAAGAACCCUAUCCCCAUGCUCGCUCUGAUCUGAUCCAGCUGCGGAUCCCUGAGGGAGACAGGCCGGACCUGAGUGCAGUGAACAAAGGGAGAGUGGAGGGUCUGAGAGAGCUGGCUGACCUCAUGGAGCAGUGCUGGCACCCCAGCCCCAAACAGCGGCCCUCCUUUCACGACUGCCUGCCAGUGACAGAGAAGGUGUUUGAGGCGCACAAGUGUGGAAUAACAGACGCCGUCUACCAAGUGCAGUUAUUACUGGAGGAUGCGAUUUGCAGAAGGUUUGAUGGCCUCCAUGUCUCUCCUGCUGAACUCCCUAUCAAAGCUGCACCAGUGGAGAGUGUGAAGACUGGGCCUCUCCCUGUUCAGGAAGUGCUGGGAGGAGUGACCCCCAGCAGCCAAGCCAAAGCUGUGUGUUUCCUCCCAGCCCCUACUCCUCCUCACCCAAAGAGAGCGCUGUCUGAUGAUCCAUCACUUUCCUCAGCCAAUCACACUCCACCAGCUGCUUGCACCUCCUCCAAACAGACGUUGGCGGGAUUCUGGCCGGGUCAAAUCGGCUCCAAUCAGCAGAGCCUACCAGGGAUGUUUGCAGGGGGAAUUAACAUCAGCAUGUCCGGUGUGAGCGGAGUGCAGAUAGGGAACAACAACAGCAUGGUCAUCACCACUGCCAGCCGCCCACGCCGCAGGAACCCCACAGCGCCUCCUACAGUUCAAACGCCAGCGUCGCAGCCCAGAAAAUCCUCUCGGUGAGCGGAAGGCUGCGAGGCACCAGCUGCAGGAGCAUCUGAAGGGGAACAGUGGGUGUGAUUUGGGAUGUUAAGGGUUAAGACUGUGCACAGCAGCUGCACAGAAAAACACAGCCAUGCGCAGACAUGCAAAGCCCUGCGUCAGCUCUGCACAGGCUUCCCCUGUGCUGUGCAGCAGAAUGUGUUGGUGUAUGAUGUCCCCUGACGAAGUGAAACUCAGAGGUAGGCUGUGUCUGUUUUCCAAGCUAGCUGCCUACUGCUUUAAUGCCUGAACAGGCAGUUACCAUCGUAGGGAGGGUCAGCAGGACGUUUUUAAGAACGCCAACGUCUGCGUCUUCCUGCAUUUGCGCACCACGCAGGAGGCCUCGGUUACGUCUGAUCUGCACUCUAAAUAAGACACAAUUCCCUAACUCCAGUCCAUCAGCACAGAGUUGUUGGUGCUGGUAAACAGUGAUUUGUAGUGGCUUCUACUUAGUUCACUAAGAAAAAAGCCUCCACGUCCUCUAUAUUUACUUAAGCAAUGAAAAUAGCGCUAUACUAUGUAUAGCAACCUAAUCAUAACUGGCUGGCUAGUUUAUUGUAAUCAUUGCACAUAGCUAGCUAGUGAACCAACAAUAAACUAAUUAACGUUACACAGCCAGUUUCAAGAUAAGCUAGCUAGCUAGUACCAUUAGUCCUUCACCAACAUUAGCACCCUUGAGAUAACUACAACUAGUUAAUAAGCUAACAUUAAUACCACUACUGACAUCUAUUCAUGGCAAAAUAGAGUACAAAUAGAGUACAUGGCAAAAAUACAAAAGAGUGAAUGUAAAUCAUACAACAAUCGUAUUUAUUUUCAUUAUUAUUAUAUUGUUGUUAUUAUGAUCCAAACAUAACAUAACACACAAUUAAAAACAAAAUUGGCACUCCUCCUGUUGGUCUGUCCUGCAUAUCACCCAAACUGCCAUUUUUUGGAAUGUUGUGUGUGCUGCAAUGCCUUCUGGGAUUGCCUUCUCUUUGAUGGCUCCAUCAACAUGGCCUAACAUGGCCGACGGGCUCAUGCUGCCUGAUAGUGCAGCUGACUUCGGAAACAGACACAGCUGUGGUGCUGAGCUGGGUUCAGCCAUCCUCUGGUCUCUGCCUGCACUGGCAAAUCCAAGCUGUCAUGCUCAAGCUAUGCAAAAGUUCCAAGCUGGAAACAGUCGUCUUUGUUAUCAGUCAGGGCAUUUUCUUUCAC
This is a messenger RNA of Megalops cyprinoides (Indo-Pacific tarpon), 2855 nucleotides long. RefSeq names its product receptor-interacting serine-threonine kinase 3 (gene ripk3). NCBI's taxonomy places the organism in Eukaryota, Metazoa, Chordata, Actinopteri, Elopiformes, Megalopidae. The record is from RefSeq and is a predicted model, not a curated record. Bases 240 to 1643 code for a protein of 467 amino acids. Gene Ontology annotation, biological process: protein phosphorylation. The transcript is spliced from 13 exons. Gene Ontology annotation, molecular function: JUN kinase kinase kinase activity; ATP binding.